AUGGAGGUGGAGGAGGAGGAAAGACGCUCUUCACACGAUCAUGUGGAUCGGUGUGUUCCCGAGAGCUUCUUUGAUCGCGUAGCGCAAGGGUUACGCGACGAUCUCGAACAUGAGCGAAAUAGGCGUCUCCAAAUGGCGGACACUGCCUUGAAGCAUCGAGCUGAGUUUGCCUUUGCUCAGCUUGAGAACGAGAGAUCUCUGACAUCUCUUCGUGACGAGCUAAGGGUAGAUCGUGGGAUUGCUGAUCGGUCUCGGGAUGAGAUAGCUGCUCUUCAGACCCUUGUUGAUGCCCACCAUCGGGAGCACAAGGCUCUCUGUGAGAUGCUUGAGCGCAAGGGCGUUCUUCAUCGGAAGAAGCAGCGUACUGAUGGUACGGCUUAA
Molecule: messenger RNA, 381 nt
Organism: Peronospora matthiolae
Lineage: Eukaryota; Oomycota; Peronosporomycetes; Peronosporales; Peronosporaceae
Source: the annotation of a GenBank genome assembly